Salarias fasciatus (jewelled blenny) is the source of this 1382-nucleotide messenger RNA. RefSeq names its product zinc transporter zipt-7.2-like. Lineage: Eukaryota; Metazoa; Chordata; Actinopteri; Blenniiformes; Blenniidae. The record is from RefSeq and is a predicted model, not a curated record. The transcript is spliced from 2 exons. Bases 201 to 1124 code for a protein of 307 amino acids.
AAGAGGAGUUCUUGGAAGGAGGAAUAAAGCGUCUUAAUGGAAGACUUUAAAAAAAAGAGAGAGAGAUAGAAAAGACUGUGAAAGAAUUGCACACUAAAGAAGAAGAAGGAGGAGCCGAGGGGAGGGGAGGAUGGGAGCAGACGAAGGAAAAGGAUGGACGGAGGAGGAACAAGGAAAACCCUCCACUCUGAUCAGAGGUGAUGGACCGACAGCCGAAAAUGGAUUCUGAAGUUGAACUCUUAAAAAAAAGAGGAGGUCCCAUAACACAAACACACACACACACACACACACACACACACACACUCACACACACAUCUUACAUGAGGUGGCACCUUUUAGAUUCCUCUUUUUUCUCCCAAUUUUUUUUUUUUUUUUUGGUUGAAAUGCAUCUCCGUGUCACACACUCAUUCCUCACAACAGAAACUCCCCUCGGCGGUCCGUGCCCUCUGUGUCUCUCUCCGCUUCACACACACACACACACACACACACACACACACACACACACACACACACACACACACACACACACACACACACACACACACACACACACACACACACACACACACACACACACACACACACACACACACACACACACACACACACACACACACCCUCCCGACGCAGAUUUCACACCUUUUAAUGACUGUCACAAAUGCCUCCUGAUUGCAUUGAAAGACGUCCACUCCCCUUGCACACACACACACACACACACAUACACACACACACAGACACACUUUUUCUCUUGCACAAACACACUCGUGCCCGGCACCUCAACCUCGGAGGGCAAUAACACAUCGCUGUGUUCAGAGGUGCAAUAUGUUCACAUGUGCAUACUAAUAAAGCUGUUUUGUGUUGCUCAAACAUGUUUAUGGCUUCUGUGUAAACUGGGUGGCAGCGGAGAGCUUUUACUUUUUACUUUCAAACACUCACAAAGACACACACACACAUUCACACACACACACACACACACACACACACACACACACACACGUACACAUACACGCACACAAAGCCUCCAGUGUUGUAGCCAUGUUUUUUUCUGUGUGACGCCAGUGUUUGAAUCUGGACCUUACAUUUCUCAGAUGUGUUUUGUAUCAGUAUCUAACAUCAUAUAUUGAGAUAUCUUUCAUACUUAAGUGUCACAUCCGUCUGAAAUGACUUUGUUCAACACACGCUGAUGAUGUUCCGAUAUGUUUUUGUUUUUUUUUUGUUUUUUUUUUUUUUUUAUACCAUGAUGGAGGAGUGUGGAUUGUAUUUGACUGUAUCGAAAUUGAUUUUAAAGAUGAAAUGAGAGGAAAAAAAAAAAAAAAACAAACCGCCUCAAACUCUUCUUUCUGUACAACUAUCGACUUGUGUUCUUUCUGUAUGAUGUUCCG